Molecule: messenger RNA, 1719 nt
Organism: Ustilaginoidea virens
Lineage: Eukaryota; Fungi; Ascomycota; Sordariomycetes; Hypocreales; Clavicipitaceae
Exons: 3
Coding region: 1-1719 (572 amino acids)
Biological process (GO): negative regulation of transcription by RNA polymerase II; positive regulation of transcription by RNA polymerase II
Molecular function (GO): DNA-binding transcription factor activity, RNA polymerase II-specific; zinc ion binding; RNA polymerase II cis-regulatory region sequence-specific DNA binding
Source: RefSeq, a predicted model, not a curated record
AUGCUCAUGAGCGAGGUGUCUCAAUCCUCGCUGCCGCCUCUAGGCCCCCAGCGAGACCCAGGUUCGAUCAGGACCGCUUUGCCUUCGCGGCCCAUGUCGUCCAAGAAUCGCGACUCAGCGACAAGCAAAGCCUCUUCUGACCAGGACAACCACGCACGCCAAAGGCCCGAUGAUGGCGUUUCACCGAGAUCAACAGCAAGCCCAGUCGAUGAUGAUGGUGAUGAUGGUGAUGAUGAUGAUGAUGAUGAUAAUGAUGCAAAGUCCUCAAGAGGGCCAAGCCCUGGCUCAACUGCUGGAGAUGUUGCCGUCAAGCCAAAAUCUGGUGCAAGCUCCUCUGCUCAAGGCGGACAGGUUUGCAGCAACUGCGGCACAACUCGCACACCCUUGUGGAGGAGAUCACCUCAGGGGGCGACAAUCUGCAAUGCAUGUGGCUUAUAUCAAAAGGCUAGGAAUACAGCCAGACCCACGAGCCUGAAGAAACCACCAAACGUGGUCUCUACAGGACCUUCACGAUCCCCGGCGCCACCUAAAUCCGUCGCUUGCGCCUCCAAUCCUGGAACGAGUGCCGACUCUGCCAACUUCGUCUCUGCCGAACAGAUGCCAACCGGCACCUGCCCCGGAGGUGGACGCUGUAAUGGAACUGGUGGAGCGGAAGGCUGUAAUGGCUGUCCGGCUUUCAACAACCGUGUGUCCAAAACGGCCCUACUUGGCAUGAUGCAAAGGCAAAAGGCGGGUUGCGGUGGCCGGGCUGAGAGCGGCAAGGCGGAACCAGUCCCGAUUGACGUCAAUGCCCUUCAAGCGAGUCAAGGCCAAGAUUCUUCCAUGGUCAUUGCUUGCCAAAACUGUGGCACGACCAUUACCCCUUUAUGGAGGAGAGACGAGAGUGGACAUACCAUCUGCAAUGCUUGCGGGCUUUACUACAAACUACACGGGGUGCAUAGACCUGUUACCAUGAAAAAGCCGACAAUCAAGCGACGCAAGCGCGUGAUUCCGGCGACCCAAGACGAAGAGAUGGACGACGUCGGCGGUUCGCCCGAAAUGCAGACGGCACGAGAUCUGGCAGAGAGGGGAACAGAAAACGCAGAUGGAUCAAUCAACCUCGGAGUUCGUCGUCGACCAGAUCUUUACCCCUCAUGUGUCGAACCCGGGCCUCCAAAUAUUCACGCGACCGACCGGACUUGUCCAUUACCACCAUCAGCAUCAGGCCUCGCGCCAUUUCUCCCAAGCAGCGGAUAUCCCAAGGUUUCCGGAUCCGCCGGCAAAAAUUAUGGCCUGCCGCCCAUGACCUCCAUGACUGCCGUUUCCGAAAGACUGUCCUCAAUGUCUCCUGCGUCAUUUCUCCCACCGCACAGAAAACGCUCAUUCUCGGCUACAGAUAGCGAUGCCGGCAGCGGAAUGAAUGAAGGCACGAAACGGAUAUCGUCCAUCAAAUCCAUUCUCAACCCGUCAUGCAGAGAUGGCGCGAAUGGCGCUGGAUGUUCCAAUAUGGAUGUGUACACUUUACCCCCCCUUCGAUCUGCCGGGGCCUCAUCAAGAUCACAGGUAAAGCCUGUAUCCCCGGGAGCAGGCAUGGCAAGACAAGGCCAAGAUGGAGUGACGCGGAGUGAAAGUGACCGCCUCAGGUCAGAGCGACGGUUGACGUUGCAAAGAGAGGCGGAGCGGAUGAGAGAGGAGCUGGCUGCGAAGGAAAGGGAGUUGCUGGAGUUGGGCAACAGCUAA